Messenger RNA from Tricharina praecox, 2203 nucleotides. Its product is annotated as P-loop containing nucleoside triphosphate hydrolase protein. The record is from RefSeq and is a predicted model, not a curated record. Gene Ontology annotation, cellular component: catalytic step 2 spliceosome; intracellular anatomical structure. Lineage: Eukaryota; Fungi; Ascomycota; Pezizomycetes; Pezizales; Pyronemataceae. Bases 105 to 2123 code for a protein of 672 amino acids. The transcript is spliced from 3 exons. Gene Ontology annotation, molecular function: RNA binding; ATP binding.
AGGGUGGCGUGGGGAAGCGGUACAUCCCGUCGUUAGCGCAGCACACGGUGUCACCACGCGUAGUUUUCCUACAGCUUCACUCCCGGUCACCACACCUCUGCGGAAUGGCCUCCCUCGACCGCGCCACCGAAGCCGAAGGCUAUGUUCCCACCGCCGCUCCGGGUUUCUACCGACCGUCCACCACGCUCCCCAUAACCGCCCACAAGCGCGCGCUCAUCUACGCGAUCACCACGUACCCGGUCACGAUCCUGAUUGGCGAGACGGGCUCGGGCAAGACCACACAGCUGCCGCAGUUCCUACACAGUUUGGGCGGGUUCACGAAGGACGGGAAGAUAGUGGCGUGUACGCAGCCGCGGCGGGUGGCUGCCACUUCUGUCGCCGUCCGGGUGGCCGAGGAGAUGGGCGUCAAGGUUGGAGAUGAGGUGGGCUAUUCGAUUCGCUUUGAAGACAUGACGGGCCCUACCACGAAGAUCAAGUACAUGACCGACGGCAUGCUCCUGCGCGAGGCCCUGGUCGAUCCGCUGCUGAGUCGGUACUCGGUUGUUAUGGUGGACGAGGCGCAUGAGCGCUCGCUGGCGACAGAUGUGCUGCUGGGCGUGCUGAAGAAGGUCCGGAGGAGGAGGAAGGAUCUUAGAUUGGUCAUUUCGUCGGCGACGCUACAGGCGGAGGAGUUUUUGAGGUUUUUUACGGAUGGAGAGGGGGAGAGUGAGGUUGCGACGAUUGUGGGGAUUGAGGGAAGGUGCUAUCCGGUCGAUUGUUUGUACCUGGAGGAACCGACGGAGGAUUAUGUGGAGAAGUCGGUACAGACGGUUUUUGAUAUACAUCUCAAGGAAGGCGAGGGAGAUAUUUUGGUAUUCCUUACGGGCCGAGAAGAAAUCGAACGGACAGUCCGUACCAUCGCCGAGCGCUCCUCGGAACUACAUCCACGCGCGCCACAGCUCCUCCCACUCCCACUAUUCGCCGGUCUCUCCAACGAUGCACAGCUGGCGGUCUUUGACGCCGCCCCCGAGAACUACCGCAAAGUGAUCGUUAGCACAAACAUCGCCGAAGCAUCCGUGACUAUCGAUGGUAUUGCCUUCGUAGUAGAUAGCGGCUUCGUCAAGCUACGCGCCUACAAUCCCCACACCGGCAUCGAGACACUCACCGCCGUACCCAUCUCGAAAGCCUCCGCAACACAACGCGCGGGCCGUGCAGGCCGUACCCGUCCCGGAAAGUGCUUCCGCCUCUACACAGAAAAAGUGCACAACAUCGUCCUCCCGGAUGCUAGCAUCCCUGAGGUACAACGUAGCAACCUCGCGCCGACUAUUCUCCAGCUCAAAGCUCUGGGCAUCGAUAAUGUCGCUAGCUUUGGCUUCGUCACCCCACCCCCCGCCGAACUAAUGGUCCGCGCUUUGGAGCUCCUAUACUCCCUCGGCGCCUUGGACGACUAUGCACGUCUCACCAAGCCCCUCGGUGUCCGCAUGGCCGAGCUCCCCGUGGACCCCAUGCUCUCGCGUAUCCUCCUGGCCUCCGUCGAAAUGGGCUGUUUCGCGCAGAUCCUGAGCAUCGCCGCCAUGACGACGGUGCAAAACGUCUUCAUCGCGCACAACUCCGACAGUAAUAGUAAAAACGUGUCGGAAAGCAAAAAGCGUCUCUUCGCCGUCGAGGAGGGCGACCACCUCACUCUGUUAAACGUCUACACCGCAUUCACCACUCGCGGGCAGAAAGCCGCCAAGUGGUGCCACGAGCACUACCUCAACUUCAAAGCCCUCACCCGUGCAGUGUCGGUGCGCGGACAACUAUACCGUUAUCUCCUCCGGUUCUAUCCAGACCUCGCGUCGCGAAACUGCGAUGCCGCGACAGAAGUCGAGAUUCGGAAGUGUCUGGUAACGGGGUACUUUGCGCAUGCAGCAAGGAUGCGGCCCGAUGGGACGUUCAGGAUCGCGGGGCAGGAAGAUGGUGAGGUGCUUUGGGCUCAUCCUACUAGUGUCAUGUUCAAUCGUAAGGUGGACUGGGUCGUGUUUCAUGAGGUCGUCGAGACUGGGAAGAAAACGUUCAUUAGAGAUAUCACCAGUGUCGAGAAGAAGUGGCUGCUGGAGGGCGCGCCGGAGUAUUACCGUGUUAGGGAGGGGAGGGGCGUAUAGUAGUGGUAGUGGACCUGGAGGUUGGGGCGCACAUGAAGAUUACUUGAGGACAUUGUGUCUCACUCGCAUGAAUAGAUGAG